Trichosporon asahii var. asahii CBS 2479 is the source of this 879-nucleotide messenger RNA. Its product is annotated as thiol oxidase. Gene Ontology annotation, cellular component: mitochondrion. The coding region runs from base 1 to 879 and encodes 292 amino acids. Gene Ontology annotation, molecular function: flavin-dependent sulfhydryl oxidase activity; flavin adenine dinucleotide binding. NCBI's taxonomy places the organism in Eukaryota, Fungi, Basidiomycota, Tremellomycetes, Trichosporonales, Trichosporonaceae. The record is from RefSeq and is a predicted model, not a curated record. The transcript is spliced from 2 exons.
AUGUUCAGCGUUCCAAGAGUCGCCCGACUCUUCCUAAUCCUGACUGCCCUCCUCGCCAUUCCCUCACUGUACCUCUUCUACCCCGGCCCGCGACCAGCCGCCUUGCAAAAGUUCGGUUGGGACGUAGGCGGCAUCGACGGCGAGCACUUCCGCACGCCGGCCGAGAUCCUCGAGGCGAAUUCCAAUCAGCAAGAUCAUCAAGUGACGCCCGAGCAAGCUGCCGUCGAGAUCGAGGACGAGGAGCAGCGCGCCCUCAUCGAUGGCGAGAGCGUGAACCAUGGCUCUGGGGGCGCGGCGCCCGAGCACGUUGGCGAGUCAGGGGGGGAUGUGAGGAAGGGAUCAGGAGGCGGGGGCGGGCCGGCAGACGACAGCUUCGACCACGAGAAGCACCGCGAGGUCUCGGGCGGGAAGGAGGAGCAGCACGCCAUGGGUGCGCACGGCGGCGAGGAGAUCGGCAAGGUCAUCAUGCCGCAUCUCGGCAAUGCGACCGCGAAGGCCGAGCUGGGCCGCGGCUCCUGGCGUCUCCUCCACCUCAUGACACUCCGGUAUCCGGACCAUCCGACGCCCGACGACCGUGCCGCGCUCAAGUCCUUCUUCCACCUCUUCAGCAGGCUGUAUCCCUGUGGCGAGUGCGCCGAGCAUUUCCAAGGCAUGCUGAAAGAAUACCCCGUCCAGACGGGGAGCAGGAAGAGUGCGAGUCUGUGGCUGUGCAAUCUGCACAAUAUCGUGAAUGCACGCCUGCACAAGCCCGAAUUCGACUGUCUCACGCUCGACGAGACGUAUGACUGUGGGUGUGGGAAUGAGACGGCGCCGGCUGGGGCGGAGGGGAAGGAAGGGGGCAAGGGGAAGAGGGAGUACACGGCCGUGAUUGAGGCGUAG